Molecule: messenger RNA, 620 nt
Organism: Rhincodon typus (whale shark)
Lineage: Eukaryota; Metazoa; Chordata; Chondrichthyes; Orectolobiformes; Rhincodontidae
Gene: mrm1
Product: mitochondrial rRNA methyltransferase 1 homolog (S. cerevisiae)
Exons: 4
Coding region: 83-409 (108 amino acids)
Biological process (GO): rRNA methylation
Cellular component (GO): mitochondrion
Molecular function (GO): RNA binding; RNA methyltransferase activity
Source: RefSeq, a predicted model, not a curated record
UGCAAAUGUUUGCUUUGUACUGUCUUUCAGUUGUUCUCUAACUCCAACUGUGAGCAAAGCUAGUGCUGGAGUUCUAGAAGUUAUGACUGUAUAUUGCACUUCUAGUUUACCUCAAGUACUAAAGGCAAAAGGAGCCCAAGGCUGGCAAAUAGUGGGAACAGUUGGAAAGUCUACCGAAGCCAGCUUUAUACCAGUCAUUCCUUGUACAGAGUUCCAGUGGAGUCAACGAACCAUCCUGGUUCUGGGAAAUGAAGGUUUUGGCCUUUCUGAUGAUGUAAGCAGCCUGUGUCAUGCAAUGCUGACGAUACCAGCAGGUAGAGGCUUGCAACCUGGGAUUGAAUCCUUGAAUGUAUCUGUUGCUGCAGGAAUUCUCUUACAUUGUAUAUCCAGCAGGAGAAUGAAAACAUGACAAAGGCUUAUCUCAUUAUGCUGGCCUCCUUACACUGCUUUGAUGCUAAAAUGGCUUGCUUUGAAUCCAGAAACAGUUUGGUGGCUGUCUGUAAUAAAGCUUCCUGGCUGGACAAAUUUAAGUGCUGUGCACCUCGGUCCUGUACAAUUUGUAAUUCACUAUCAUGUGAACCCAACAGAUACAGAAUAAAUAAUGCUGCUUUAUACACUGA